UGCGGGGCUGCGGGGCCGGGCGGCGGCAUGGCGGAGAGCGAGGCGGAGACCCCCAGCACGCCGGGCGAGUUCGAGAGCAAGUACUUCGAGUUCCACGGCGUGCGGUUGCCGCCCUUCUGCCGCGGGAAGAUGGAGGAGAUCGCCAACUUCCCGGUGCGGCCCAGCGACGUAUGGAUCGUCACCUACCCCAAGUCCGGCACCAGCUUGCUGCAGGAAGUGGUCUACUUGGUGAGCCAGGGGGCUGACCCUGACGAGAUCGGCUUGAUGAACAUCGAUGAGCAGCUCCCGGUCCUGGAGUACCCUCAGCCAGGCCUGGACAUCAUCAAGGAACUGACAUCUCCCCGCCUCAUCAAAAGCCACCUCCCCUACCGCUUCCUGCCCUCCGACCUCCACAACGGCGAUUCCAAGGUCAUAUAUAUGGCCCGGAACCCCAAGGAUCUGGUGGUGUCCUAUUACCAGUUCCACCGCUCUCUGCGGACCAUGAGCUACCGAGGCACGUUCCAGGAGUUCUGCCGGAGGUUCAUGAACGACAAGUUGGGCUAUGGCUCCUGGUUUGAGCACGUGCAGGAGUUCUGGGAGCACCACAUGGAUUCGAACGUGCUUUUCCUCAAGUACGAAGACAUGCACCGGGACCUGGUGACCAUGGUGGAGCAGCUGGCCAGGUUCCUGGGGGUGCCCUGCGACAAGGCCCAGCUGGAGUCGCUGAUCGAGCACUGCCACCAGCUGGUGGACCAGGGCUGCAACGCCGAGGCCCUGCCCGUGGGCCGGGCACAUUGCCUCUUUGCUCAGAAGACCUCCUUGCGUUGGUGAGAAUGCAGGGGCUUGAGUAGCCAGCUGCAUUGCUUAGAUUUGGUUCAUGUCACAGCAUAAAUUGCACUGUCUUGAGUCCAAAUCAUAAACCAGGUGGGUGACUCCUCUGACGAGCUCUUGGCUGCCUCAGCUGAGAAAAAUAAUCGUGGAAAAAAAAAUAUGGUGUGGUGGGUCUAGAGCUUGCUAAUUCUGACCCCAAGCUGUCCUUAGAGGGUAGCAAGAACAGUCUCUUGCGUUUUUUCCUCUCCAUCACUGACAUCAUUUUUCAUCACCGAAGAGAAAAUCCACGUCACUUUGGAUUUGUUAGCUCAGCGUUUGCAGGGUUGCAGUUUGAUACAUCAGGUCCUGCCAGGACGGGCGACUGUUAAUAGCGCAGCUUAAUGAGAGAUGCUUGCUGGGACAGUCAGAGCUCUGCUGUCAGAGAUGCCGACGGUGAACAGAAUUCUAGACGAGCAUCUCAGUGCCCCGAGGCCAGUGUGUAAAAAGCGCGGCCUUGGUGCUCGGGGUGACACACUUAUUGCAGACAGGAGGGCAGGGACCUGCUCCUGACUCCUUCACAUAUUCAUAGUGACCAGAACUGAAGAUCUUGUAGUUAAGGAAAGUGAGUUCAGCAGUUUUUGUCACUUUGAGCUCUCUCCCUUCACGAAGAAGGGGAAGGCCCGUGCCAGCCCAUCACUGUUGGCUCCAGGCCCCUUAUGUCCUGCAGGGGGCGGGUAGAGGGGGUCUGACCAAGCCUCACAGGCCUGUUGCUGUGAUGGAGCAUCCACGGGGGCCUGGGUGGGACUGGUUUUGGUGUCGAGUUGGGAGCUCUGAUGGUUUUAUUCCCUGUCACUUCUCCCCUGACGUCACAUGUGCAGGCUUCUCGCAAUCUCCACCCUUGACCUGGCCCCGGCAGCUCCCUGCCCACCAUAACACACUCUGCCUUUUCGGGGAUGAUUUUCUGUUUCCCUUUUAAAAUUCUCCAGCAGCAGCAGCUGCCUUGGUGGAGCUGUUGAACUGCGUGAGUAGUGGUGUCACGGAGCACACAGAUCCCAUGUGGCACCUGAACCACAGACCCGCUCCACGGACACUGUCCUCGGGGGUGCUGGGAGUUGGCGCCCACUCUGCCUGCUGCUGGGGGCCAGCGGUGGACGGCCACAACCCUCCCCAGGGCCUCAGCUCUGCACGUCUGUGGUCCUGGGUGGAAAGCACACUGGGAUGGCCAGACUCAGGGAAGCGGGCUCAGCUAGCCGGUAGUUCACAUGGCUGUCGUGAUCCCCACGGGACAGGUUCAGAGGGCUCCGGGAAUAGGUCUGGAACCUUCCAGGUCCCUCUCCCCAGCUCCUUGUGGUUUGGCAGCUGGCCUGACCGCGAGUGGACUCAGCACGCCCCGCCCUUGUCUGUGUUGCAGGAAGGGUCGGGCUGUGGAAGGACAUCUUCACCGUCUCCAUGAACGAGAAGUUCGACCUGGUGUACAAGCAGAAGAUGGGGAAGUGCGACCUCACUUUCGACUUUUAUUUGUAAUAUCAGCAACCGCACACUUGCAUGCUCACAGUACCAGACACUAUAGCUCAGAGUCCUGUUUGCUCAUUUGUUUCUUGCUGGACAGACUCUGGAAGUGAGACCCCGGGGGAGGGAGGGGACAUGGCCCGAGAAGUUGGAUAAAGCGGGUUUGAGUUCUGAUCCAGAGCAGCUGUCUCGCCUUUGAAGUCUAAACGUCUGCCCACAAAGAUGGCGGUUCUGGUGGACCACACGUGUCACGUCCGUUAACAUAUGCAACUAGAGUGUCUACCUUUAUUACAACCCACACUACGUAUUGUAUUUUAUAGAGCUUUUCACUGGAAACCUAAAUAAAUGUUAGUAAACCAAAUAAAAGUUCAUUUCCGAGGGGCUCAGGAGAGCCACACCCAGGUGGUAGGAAGUGCUCAGGGUUGACUUUUUUUUUUUUUUUUUUUGUCGUUCACACGCACAGCCAUUCUGUCCUCCCCUGGUGAGGUCUGGGGUGAGGCUGGGGUGGGGGGCCCGAGUUUCCUCAGUGGCGCUCAGUUGUCAGCAGCUGCCCUGAGUUGCAGCAGGAGCUGUUCGAGGGGCGGGGUUUCAGAGGCUGCCUUCCGGCCAGCACCCCAAGGCCGACGCAGAGGACCCGGCAGGACGGACAUGCAACGCAGCGACCCAAGAACUGCCCCCCCCCCCCCCCCCCCCCCCCCCCCAGCAGAGACGGAACCUGCUCACAACCUGACUUUUCGUUCUAGGGUCUUUGAUUCCCCGAAGCAGAUACCUGCUUAUGUUGGCAAAUAGAUGGCUUGAUAGUACUUUCUAGAACUCCUGGGUCUAUACCUACCGUUCAUUGUUGCGUCUGGGCCUGCGGCUCUCAGCUCUGGAGACCCGCCGAGUGCGUGUGGCGCCCUGUCUUGGCCCGCAUAGGCCGGCAGGGUCGCCUGGGUGCUGCUCCAGGGACUGGAGGCGGGGCCGUCCUGCCCCGCCUCCCCUUCGUUAGCCGGCCCACGCCGGGCCGGAGGACCGACAAGAGGCGGCGGGCGAGCCGCAGGGCCGGCCACCGAUGUGCACGCGUGUCGCGGCCCCUGUGCACAGGGCUGUCCCGGCUGUCCGUGGCUGGGACGUGCCCGGGGUGUUGGGGCCAGAGGAGUCGCCGCCUCCGCGGGAGGGUCUUUGCCAUGCGCUGUCCAGAAACGGGCGGGUGUGCGUGCUUCAGUCGUUUUGGCGAGAAGAGCAGCUUGGCCAGGGCAGGGGUCCGCGGCACUGCGCGGUGGGCUUGGCAGCACCUUCUUUCUGUGUAUCUGCGAGGGCGGCUGCUUUCUGUGAAAUUUGUUUUCUAUUUUUCUAUUUUUAGUACUGUAUGGGUGUUACUGAGCACCACACCGUGAGACUUCUCUGUGCUUGCUUGCAUCUUUAAUAAAGAC
Molecule: messenger RNA, 3710 nt
Organism: Dama dama (fallow deer)
Lineage: Eukaryota; Metazoa; Chordata; Mammalia; Artiodactyla; Cervidae
Gene: SULT4A1
Product: sulfotransferase family 4A member 1
Exons: 7
Coding region: 28-810 (260 amino acids)
Biological process (GO): sulfation
Cellular component (GO): cytoplasm
Molecular function (GO): sulfotransferase activity
Source: RefSeq, a predicted model, not a curated record